Molecule: messenger RNA, 6194 nt
Organism: Lytechinus pictus (painted urchin)
Lineage: Eukaryota; Metazoa; Echinodermata; Echinoidea; Temnopleuroida; Toxopneustidae
Product: putative ankyrin repeat protein RBE_0220
Exons: 3
Coding region: 1-894 (297 amino acids)
Molecular function (GO): protein binding
Source: RefSeq, a predicted model, not a curated record
AUGUCUUCUUCUAAGGUCCGCUUUACUCCAUUUAUAGCUGGUGCCUGGCACGGCCAUAUUCAUGUUAUCGAUGAAUUACUCGAAGAAUACAAGGUCGAUGUUAAUCAGGCGGGGUUUAUCAACGUAGAAGGAAAGAAAGUUGAGAUAACCGCUCUAUGCGCCGCAAUCCGACAACAGAACCUUGACAUGGCCAACUGCCUCCUAGAACGAGGGGCCGAUAUCAACCGAUGCUCUCCGCUGUCAGUGGCGUGUUACCGCGGUGACGUCACAUCAAUACGGUUCUUGGCGAAACAUGGUGCGGACAUUAACGCUAGGUUAAACAAAGAGGGCGUCACACCUUUGAUGGUCGGCUGUGAGCGCUUUUCGUUGUACAUUGUGCGGCUGCUGUUGAACUCCCAUGCUGAUCCGAGGCUGGAAGACAUGGAUGGGAACACCGCUCUGCAUCGGCUGGCCUUGAAGCAGAGGAUGUACGUCUUGAAGAACGGUCCGCUUCCGCAGAUCAUAGACACGCUUGUGGCGUCGGGCGCUCAGAUGUCGGUCAACCAGGCAGGGCAGACACCACUCACCGCCGCGUGCGCAUCCGGGAAUGUUGAAGUGGCGCGCGCCAUCAUGUGCCUCCCGGAAGUACGUCCUGAAGAACAACUGACCGCGCAGGAAAAACUGAGGAAGAAACUUGAAAGUGACGUCAUAGAACGGAAUGGUUCCGACGAGUCACAGGAAGGGGAGAAGACACCGCGAAAAACGUCAUGGACUCAGAAGUUCACGAAUCCAAAUGAACUCAGGAAGCUAAAGUGGUCUGUGAACAAGAAAUCUAAGAAAACAGUCGCAGACAAAAUUGAAGACAUUGCAGAGAACAAUGGGAUGGAUACGGUUCACGAGAUAGCAACCCCUUGAUACUUAUUCAAUAAAAUUUAUUUAAUACAUAACCUAAUGCUCCUUGGAUAUUUCCAGAGUUCUACCGGCUAAAGUGCUUAUAUUCAAUUAUAUUUCAUCACUGUAUCGUUGAAGCAUAUAUCUACGUACAGUGCGGGGAAUGGCAUCUUCGUCAAAACGUUACUGGAUCAAAUUCAAAUGGUUUAACCUUAAGGUUCAACCAUAAAGGUGUUGGUUUGUUUGGGAAGUUUUGAGGUGCAUGACCCCUCCCCCUUUCUAUUUUUGGCCGCUGUCAAUACCACCGCGAGGGAAAAUGUUUUUUUUUCUAAUCAUAUCAUUUAUGUAGAAACAACUUUGCGCUCACCUUUUGUCUAUUGUCAAAGAAAAUUUGGUGAAGCCCCUUCAUGAUUUUAAGCUCUUGUGGUACAUCUCUUUUCAUUAUAUCCUGCUGUAUAAUAAAACAUUAAUAUUUUUAUUCCAAAAAGGAAUAUCAACAUAAUCGGGAUCUCUAACAUGAAUUGCAAGAAUCCUGGCUUGCGUAAAGAGCGAUAUUGGGACACGCUUGUAAGGCAUAUAUCUUGUCUUUUGUGAUGGGAGGAGCAAUAAAGGUCCUUCUUUGGGAUGUACUUUUGUUAUCAUUAUUUUAAAUCCACGGAUGAAUGCAUUUCAUUUAAUGAAGAUCACUUCCUUUAAAAGGUCACCGUUGUACCGAACAUACGUUGUUAUCUUGUUUAUCAUCUAUCACAAUCGCUUCAUGAUACAAUAUAAACGGGUGCAAAUAAAAUUUGCCAGGGACUGACACGUUAUCAACGAAGUAAUAUGGUGACAUUUCACUAAUGAUUAUUCUUUUUCUUAUUUAAAGGGUACCGGUGUUGAUUUAACACCAGAGAGGUGUUGAAACAACACCAGUUAAGAAUCGAACCGAGAUUGGUUAAACACUAAUUGGUGUUGCUUAAAUGCCAAAUUGGUGUUAGCCUAACGCCAAACCGGUGUCACUGCAAAAGCAUCGUUGUUAAUUUCACACCAACUGGAGAUCUACGUAUGAACACGUUAGAGAACAGUAGAAAUGUUAAACCAACACUAGUUAUUAAUCAAGAUGUUGCGUUAAAUAUGGCUCGUGUUGUUUAGCACCUAGUUGGUGCUAACCCAAACUAAAUCGGUGUUAACACUCUAGAUAUUAAGUGUGGUCAUCAAAACCAGAUACAGGUCUGGUGUACAAAUUAACACUAGAGGUUUGCAGCCCCACAUCUCGAUCUUAGCAUCAAGUACACUUUAUGUAAGUUAUAAUAAAUGCGAAAAACCACAGAGAAGGAAAUCUGUUUAUAGUUCAUUCUUUGGCCCUUGUUUAUUUGUCGUAGAUUACGUUAGCGCAUCAACAAUUAUUUACAUUCAUAUGGCAAACAAACAAAAUAAUCUUGAAUUUAUUAUGGUAAGAUUUUAUCACAAUACUUAGAUCUUGCAAUACAAUAUCAUCAACACCUUGUUUGAGAUUUUUUUUUUAAUGAUUAAUUUUUCACAUUCAAAUAUUUGUAAGACCUAAGAUGUUAAGCAUAACCCCUUUUCUAACAUUCAUAAUAUUCAUCCUCGAUGUACAUUAACAGAUAUGAAGAUGAUGAUUGUUAGAUUUAAUAAUAAUACUUAUUGUAAUACAUGAUAAUUAUAUAUGAUAUUUUUAAUAAAUUUUAAUAAUGAUAAUAAAAUGGUAUUCUUUAUAAAAAGGAGAAGGGAGGUAAAUAAAAUGCAGAAUAUAUUAAACAGAUAUUCAAAUUUGAAAAAAGAUCAGAAUUAAGAAAAUAAUAAAUCGAAUAAAUGUCACUUAGCAAAACAGAACGUAAACAUAACGAAAUUAAGAAAUCAAUAUAAUUAACAAAAGUCGAUAGGAAUCAUUAAAUAAUGUUAUAACGAUUGAAAAGAGCUGUGAAAUCCAUAAACUUUAAGGCCGUCACACAUCUUACGCCUGGUCUACGAUCCGAUUUCAGACCAAAUCGCAAUUUGCUCAUUUUCAAAAAAAGUGAAUGAAAAGUAUCUUUUUAUUUGAGGUUAAAAUUAACUUAAAGAAUUGUAAUGUAACAUUUGAUGAUGAUUGUAAGGUUUUAUUUUGGAGUAAAGGCCAAAUUAGUUUCAAAUCGUAGCCAAUCGUACGAUUGCUAUGACGUCAAUACGACUAGAUAAGGAUGACAGUAUAGUCACAGAUUGAACAUAGGUAUUCGUAUGAUGAUUUAGAACAUUACACAGUAACAUAUACCAUGUCUCAAUAAUAGUAUCAAUUUCUACUACGCUUUAUUCCAAAAUUGGGUCGCAGACCAAUCGUAAGGUGUGUGAUAGCCUUUAGAUUGGCUUUCCAAGCUAAUGUCGCAAGGACAAUAAUCGUUAUCACAUUAUUACAUAACUUCACAAGAGAAAACUGUGGUGUGAAGGUACACCCCUACAUACAACACAAAACAAGCCACUUUACUCUGGUGUUUGGUGUUCAACAUCUAUGGAUGUUAUUGCAACGCCGUUGGUCGUUACUUUUACACUCUUACACUGCAAAAUCACCGAUGUUGAUAUAACACCAGCUCAGUAUCUAUAUCGGUCCACACCAGAGAGGUGUUGAAACAAGCCCGGUUAAGAAUAAAACGAUAUUGGUUUAACAUUGAUUGGUGUUGCUUAAAUGCCAAAUUGAUGGUAGCCUAAUGCCAAACCGGUGUUGUUUCAACACUUCUCUGGUGUGGAUCGAUAUAGAUACCAGGCUGGUGUUACAUUAACACCGGCGUUUUUGCAGAAUCUGGUGUUCAAUCUCUCGUAACUUUAACACAUCAGGGUGUGGUUCUCUAGAAGGGCCACCAAAUGGUGUCAGUUUUAAUGCUCAACUACAAGUGUCACAUGAAAUUGAAAUAUUUUUCAAACAUAUAGAAUGUGUUCCACGAAAAACUUACACUCUAAAAAUAAAGUGCUAAUUUAGCACUUCAUGUCCUUGUAUGGUGACUGCACUUUGAGUGCUGAUUUAGUCAUUCAAAUUUGAACUAGAAAAUCAGCACUCAAAGUGCAGUCACUAUACAGGACAUUAAGUGCUGAAUGAGCACUUCAAUUUUUUUUAGUAUAGUUCAAUAAACUGUAAUUAUACAAUUUCAAGCUACUUUUCCUCUCAUGAAAUAGUUUAACAUCAAGACUUCAGUCUAGACGAAAUUAUCAUGCUACAGUACACGAAAAAUGCUGUUUGUAUUGUGGAAAGGUGUGAUAUGUUUGAUUGCAUAGCGAAGCAUAAUUAUACGGAUAUAUAGUCGUGCAGAACAAUAUUUAAAUGUCUACAUACUUUGGACGCAAGAGACUGAUGAAACAUAUUUAGCACAAGCUGGAAUACUACGUCAUCAUCAAGAUAUCUAUUAUGAUUAUUAUAUAUCACUCGGUAUAAAAUCUAUUCUUAAAUUACUGGUCCCCGUCUUAUGAAAGAGUUAUGAUUAUCUGAUCGAUCUCAUCUAUGGAAAGCCUGCGACGCCAACAUCUAGAAUGCUUACCCAUUUGACAAAAAGGUGUUUUCUAAAUAUGCUGUUUUGUCAUGAAUGUAUCGUCUUGAGAAAUCAGUGUGCUCUUCAUUAUUUCCUACGAGAUUACGCAUUCAUUUUUAGUAUGACGAAUUAUGACAUUAAUGGCUUUCCAUAGUUUAGACUGAUUGGAACAAUCAAAACUCGAUGUGAAACAAGGUCCUGGUUUGCCCGUUGGCAAUACACAUGUUAUACAUCAUGAGCUGACUCAUACAGGCGGGACCGGUUAGUACAAUACAUGAAAUAUCAUUAAAUAAAGGCCAUUUUGAUGCUAAUGAUCAAUAUUGAAUACACUCUGCCAAUUAUACUGAUGGUUAAUGCUAUUCUUCACAAAAUGAGUUAUUUUAGAACUCUUAAAACGUUUAUUUGUGUAACUAUGACAACUAUUUCGACAAUUUUAACAGAUACAAAUUUUAUGAAUACAUAUUUUUGCACUAAAUACUGAUUGAUAAAUUAUAUUUUAUUGAAUUUUUUAAUAAAAUUGCUUUUUUUAUCAAUUCAGUUUGGGAGUGAUUUUUGUUCUUCGAUCUUAAGUAAUAAAUAAUGAGUGAUGUCUAGCGUUUUAGAGAUUUAAAAAGGCAAAAACGUUGAGUCACAAGACUAAGAUUUAUUUAGACUAGCUGCCUAAAAUGUUACAUCUACAUGUAGUCGCAAUACAUAAUCUAAUGUAAAAAAAUGUUAAAAUGUCACUGUCAAGAUUACUUCAGCCAUGUUCACACAACUUUCUAAAUGUAGGCCUACAUGUAACUGACAAAGCGCGUUAGACUUGUAAUAGUCCAUAUCUAUGUCAUAGACUAAAGUUAACUAUUAUCCCCGACUCAUGUGCUUCGAUACUUACGAGUCUACCAGUGCAAAUAGAUGAUAUUCAUGUGGUCUACAGGCCGUUGGUCUACUUUUCAGGUAUGUCAAUACCACCUGGGAUAAACCCAUUUGUUCCACUAUUAAUUUGGUCUUAUAGCCGUUCAGUCUACGCUAGACUUGGUCUAAUACUCAGGUAUUCUAAUUCUCAUUUAGUCUAAUGUCGAGUUAGUCUAAUUUCCACUUUGUCUAAUUAUUCUUUUUCUUCUUUGUCACAUGAAACUUUGAUUCAUAAACAGUUCAUCUAAAAGUGGUCUAUUAGAUGACAUUGGUAUAGCCUGGAAAUUCGACACUAAGCCAAAUAGAUAUUACUUAACUGGGUUUAACCACAAUAUAAAUUAGAUAACAAUUACAUGGUAAAUUGUCAAAUUAGAGCAAAUACUAAGUAGACGUUAUGGUUCUAGACGAACUAGCAUUAGACCAUGCCGGAUGAGACCAAAUGAAAAGUAGCCGCCGAAGUGGAUGUAGACCAGGGGCCCAUCUUACAAAGAGUUGCGAUUGAUUCGAUCAAUCGCACAAUCAACUAUGGAAAGCCAACAGAGUCAACAUUUGAAAAUGCAUGUUUGUUCAAAAUUGCUUCUAGAUAUGAAUGUAUAUGCAUAAAUUCAUUGAUUUCUUGACAAUAUGAUGUGUUCUCCUUUGUUUACAAAGGACAUUUUGCAAAUUUCCUGUAGAAAAAAUUAUGACACUGAUGGAUUUCCAUAGAGUUAUGAUUGAUUGGAUCAAUCGUAACUCUUUGUAAGACGGGGGCCCAUGUGGCAAUAUACUAUAUAAAUGCUCUAUGCACAUCACCGUAAAUGAGUUUAAAUAUAGCUCGACAUAGUAUACAUUUACAGUACAGGCCUUAGGCUCAGCGCAGGUGAACAACACUAAACCACCAUGGAAACAUGAAAAAUAAAGAAAUUUACAAUGAAAAUGUACAGAAUAAUUAAAUAUCUU